Messenger RNA from Megalops cyprinoides (Indo-Pacific tarpon), 828 nucleotides. RefSeq names its product muscle-specific beta 1 integrin binding protein (gene mibp). The record is from RefSeq and is a predicted model, not a curated record. Gene Ontology annotation, cellular component: cytoplasm. Bases 159 to 764 code for a protein of 201 amino acids. The transcript has 8 exons. NCBI's taxonomy places the organism in Eukaryota, Metazoa, Chordata, Actinopteri, Elopiformes, Megalopidae.
GGUUACUCUGGAGGAGAAGAAAGGAGUAGAGAAGAGAAAACUUGAAAUUCCACUGACCAAUCAUUUUAAAUUGUUAUUGUUUUGUAAGUACUGUUUAAUCGGGUUUGUUAACCCUAGAACCAUUUUAUUUUUGUAAAGCAAAUCAAGAAAUCGAAGAAAUGAAAUAUAUCAUAGGCAUUGGCGGCGUGACCAAUGGUGGGAAAACCACUUUGACGAAUAGACUUAUCAAAGAAUUGCCUAACUGUUGCGUGGUACAUCAAGACGACUUUUUCAAGCCACAAGAUCAGAUAGAAGUCGGGGAGGACGGCUUUAGACAGUGGGAUGUGAUCACAGCCUUGGACAUGGAGGCCAUGAUUAACACUAUCAAGGGCUGGGCUGAGAAUCCAGUGAAGUUUGCCCGUUCCCACGGUGUCAGUGUUUCACCGCUGGCCGAGGUGUCUGAUCCAGAGAAGGAAAUUCACAUACUGAUUGUCGAGGGGUUCCUUCUCUACAACCACAAGCCUUUACUUGAUGUUUAUGACAAGUGCUACUACAUAAGCAUUCCAUACGAAGAGUGCAAGGCGAGGAGAAGUACAAGGACGUACACAGUUCCUGACCCCCCUGGUCUCUUUGACGGUCAUGUGUGGCCCAUGUAUUUGAAACACAGGAAAGAAAUGGAGAACAGUGGUUUGGCCAUUGAAUACCUGGAUGGUUUGAAAUCUAAAGAUGAGAUCUAUAACCAGGUGUAUGAAGACAUCCAGAAUACACUGUUGAAUCGUUUAUAGCAGGGCCUGUGCAUCUCUGAAGACCUGUGUAUAGAGCUGUAAAUAGCAUCUUUGUUUUGAGAAU